AUGCAAAGCGAUCCAGAGAAGGCGAAGAAGCUUGCAGAAAGAAUAUACUACAGCGAAACAUACACAGACGCAAACAGCAACAUAUACAGACACGUGAUACUGCCGAAGGAGCUGUCGCUGCACGUGCCAAGGGACCGGCUUCUGGAGGAGCACGAGUGGCGCGCUCUCGGCAUUAUGCAGAGCAGAGGAUGGCAGCACUACAUGAAGCACGGGCCCGAGCCGCAUGUUUUGCUAUUUAAAAAAUCUGCGUCUCUUUAA
Nematocida major is the source of this 258-nucleotide messenger RNA. Its product is annotated as cyclin-dependent kinase regulatory subunit CKS1. Gene Ontology annotation, cellular component: cyclin-dependent protein kinase holoenzyme complex; SCF ubiquitin ligase complex. The transcript has a single exon. Gene Ontology annotation, molecular function: histone binding; ubiquitin binding; protein kinase binding. Gene Ontology annotation, biological process: regulation of mitotic cell cycle. Lineage: Eukaryota; Fungi; Microsporidia. The coding region runs from base 1 to 258 and encodes 85 amino acids. The record is from RefSeq and is a predicted model, not a curated record.